Didymodactylos carnosus is the source of this 483-nucleotide messenger RNA. Lineage: Eukaryota; Metazoa; Rotifera; Eurotatoria; Philodinida; Philodinidae. The record is from the annotation of a GenBank genome assembly.
AUGUAUUUUAAAAAGUUGUUGCAAACUCUAGCACAAGAUAAUUAUCAAGAUAUUGCUGCUAGCUAUCAACAUAUUGGUCGAGCACUCCAUUAUCAAAGUAAUCUUGAUGAAGCUAUUCAAUGUUAUCAAUAUGCUUAUACUAUACAAAAAGAACAUUUACCAGCAGAUCAUUUAGAUAUUGCAUUAACCUUAUUUUUUUUUGGCGGAACAUACGUUGAAAAAGGUGAAUAUGAUCUUGCGUUGACAUAUUUUGAUGCUGCUCUUCAAAUGCAAAAGAGAAUUUUGAAUUGUGAUGAUAGAUGUAUUGCUUCAACAUUAAUGGGUUUUGGUUGGGCAUAUGAUAAAAAAGGUGAAUAUACGAGUUGAAAUUGGACGUGGUGCCGUUUUGAAAUCGGGUCUUUUUGCCUUUGUUAACCGUGGGUUUUUGUUCGAUUGUUGGUGAUGAUGUGUGAUGUUUUGCGGGUAGCAUCCAUGCUGGCGGUU